CGUGUCGUUCCCUUUUAGCCUGCAACUGAAACUGCAUUUUUCCUUUUCCUCCAUGAGAGUCGCCGUCACUUUCCUUCUCCCAUGAAGAAGAAGAACCAGACCCAUCCAAUCUGGCUUCUAGCGCCGCUCCUCUUCGCUCAAAUCGCCGCCGCCGUCGAUUUCAUCUUCAACGGCUUCGAUUCCUCCGACGUCGCCCUGUACGGCAACGCCACCGUCGACUCCUCCCGCAUUCUCACACUCACCAAUCGGACCAGCUUCUCCGUCGGCCGCGCCCUUUACCCCUCCAAAAUUCCGACCAAAAACCCUAACUCGCCGGCGGUCCUCCCCUUCUUCGUCUCCUUCAUCUUCGCCAUGGCGCCCUACCGCGGCGUCCUCCCCGGCCACGGAAUAGUCUUCCUCUUCACGCCGCACGCCGGAAUCGACGGCACCAGCGCGUCGCAGAAUCUCGGGCUCUUCAACUUCACCAACAAUGGCGAUCCUAACAACCACGUCUUCGGCGUCGAAUUCGACGUCUUCAAGAACGAGGAAUUCCACGAUAUUGACGCCAAUCACGUCGGAAUCGACGUGGAUUCCUUAACCUCGGAAUUCUCUCACGCCGCCGGGUACUGGCCGGACGGCGGCCAUAAGGACGACGUGUUCGACGAAUUGACUCUGAACAACGGAAAGAAUUACCAAGUCUGGAUCGAUUUUGCCGGCGGCGUCGUCAACGUCACCAUGGCGCCUGCCGGAAUUAAGAAGCCCAAUCGCCCUCUCCUCAGCGCCGCCAUUGCCAACAUCACCGGAGUUUUCGAAGACGAAAUGUACGUCGGAUUCACUUCCUCCACAGGAGCUCUGGUCCAAAGCCACAAGAUUUUAGCUUGGAGCUUCAGCAACACGAAUGCAUCUCUUAGCAACGAUUUGAUCACCGUAGGUCUGCCAUCGUUCGAGCUUCCGAAGACUCCAUUGCACAAAACCAGAGGUUUCAUCGCCUCCGUGACGGCGGCAGCCGUCCUAUUAAUCAUACUCUGCUCUGCCCUGACUUUCUCACUCAUCAGUAGAAACCAGAGGCUCAAAAGAGAGAGGGAGGAAAUGGAGGAUUGGGAAUUGGAAUAUUGGCCUCACAGAAUCCCAUACCAAGAAAUCGAAUCCGCGACGCGGAAUUUCUCCGACGACCACGUGAUCGGCGUAGGCGGGAACGGGAGAGUCUACAAAGGGACGUUCCGCGACGGAUCCGAAGUUGCGGUGAAGCGAAUUUCGCACGAAAGUAGCGAAGGGAUAAGAACGUUCUUGGCGGAAAUAUCGAGCUUAGGUCGAUUGAAGCAACGAAAUUUGGUUGGAUUGCGAGGUUGGUGCAAGAAGGAGAAGGGCAGCCUCAUUUUGGUGUAUGACUACAUGGAAAACGGAAGUCUCGACAAGAGGGUGUUCGACUGCGAAAAGGGUCGACUUUUGAGUUAUCGGGACAGGAUACAAAUCUUAAAGCAAGUUGCGUCGGGGCUGCAAUACUUGCAUUACGGAUGGGAGUCGAAGGUGUUGCACCGCGACAUAAAAGCAAGCAACAUAUUGCUCGACAAAGAUAUGAACGCGAGGCUAGGCGAUUUCGGGCUAGCGAGAAUGCACGAUCACGACAAGGCCGCGGGGACAACGCGCGUGGUUGGAACGGUGGGAUACUUGGCGCCGGAGGUUGUAAGAAACGGGAAGGCGUCGAUGCAAACCGACGUGUUUGGGUAUGGAGUAUUGAUCUUAGAAGUGAUAUGCGGGAGACGGCCGAUCGAAGAGGGGAAGCCGCCGUUGGUCGAGUGGGUAUGGGAGCGAUUGCGGAGCGGGGAAUUGAUUGCCGCCGUCGAUAAACGGAUGGAAGACGUCGACGACGAGGAGGUCCUGAGAGUGCUGCAUUUGGGUGUGCUAUGCGCGCACCCGGACGCGAAUUCAAGGCCGACGAUGAGACAAGUUGUGAAGGUGUUCGAAGGGAGGGCGGAAGGGGACGAGACGGAGUCGGAGGAUACCGAUGUUUAUCUGUUGGAGAAGAUGAGGAAUUCGGAGAUGUGGAGGAUGGAGGCUAUGGUGUUUACGAGUGGUUCGUCGUCUUCUUCGCAUCCUACGUUUGAAGAGAUUAGACAGGGAUUGAAUGCAUCGAUGUCGUUGUCUUGGUCUAACACCAUUGUUGAUGGUAGGUGAUCGAUGAAGCAUUCUUGCAACAAGUGUGAUUGUGUUUUCUUUUUUUGGAGGAAAUUGUUACAUCGUGGGCGUGUUUAUAUUGUUUAUUACGUUGUUGUAAUUUCUUGGAUUUAGUAUGUAAUGGCUUUACAGUUGGAAUUUGUACAUAGUAAAACUACAUUCAAAUUAAUUUCAAAAAUAUCGAAGUCGCAUUUUACCAUAA
This is a messenger RNA of Andrographis paniculata, 2356 nucleotides long. RefSeq names its product L-type lectin-domain containing receptor kinase VII.1-like. The record is from RefSeq and is a predicted model, not a curated record. The transcript has a single exon. NCBI's taxonomy places the organism in Eukaryota, Viridiplantae, Streptophyta, Magnoliopsida, Lamiales, Acanthaceae. Gene Ontology annotation, molecular function: protein kinase activity; carbohydrate binding; ATP binding. The coding region runs from base 82 to 2154 and encodes 690 amino acids. Gene Ontology annotation, cellular component: plasma membrane. Gene Ontology annotation, biological process: protein phosphorylation.